UCAUGUGACUCGUCUCUCUCCCUGUUGAGCAAAAAUAGAAGAUGGCGAUGGUAAACGGCAAUUUAAUGGGAUUAGAAGUCCCAAGAACUACAGUGGAAGCUACCCGAGAAAACUUCUUAGCAGCUAGCAGAAACUAUAACACUCAACCAAGAUUAACCUACAAGACUGUGUCUGGUGUGAAUGGUCCUCUCGUCAUUCUUGACCAAGUUAAGUUUCCAAAGUUUGCUGAAAUUGUUACUUUAACACUAGCUGAUGGGUCACAGAGAAGUGGACAGGUAUUGGAAGUCAGUGGGUCAAAGGCCGUUGUUCAGGUUUUUGAAGGCACAUCUGGUAUUGAUGCAAAAUUUACAACAUGUGAAUUUACUGGUGAUAUCUUACGCACACCUGUAUCUGAGGACAUGUUAGGUCGUGUUUUUAAUGGGUCUGGUAAAGCAAUUGACAAAGGACCCCCAGUUCUUGCUGAAGACUACCUGGAUAUUAUGGGCCAGCCAAUCAACCCCCAGUCUAGGAUCUACCCUGAAGAGAUGAUUCAGACAGGUAUCUCAGCCAUUGAUGUCAUGAACAGUAUUGCUCGAGGCCAGAAAAUUCCAAUCUUCUCUGCUGCUGGUCUUCCUCAUAAUGAUAUUGCUGCUCAGAUCUGUAGGCAGGCAGGUCUUGUGAAGCUUCCCACUAAAGAUGUCAUGGACUCCCACGAGGACAACUUUGCCAUUGUGUUUGCAGCUAUGGGUGUUAAUAUGGAAACAGCUAGGUUUUUCAAGCAGGACUUUGAGGAGAAUGGCUCUAUGGACAAUGUGUGCUUAUUCUUGAACCUCGCCAACGAUCCAACAAUUGAACGUAUCAUCACACCUCGUUUAGCUUUGACCUCAGCAGAAUUUCUAGCCUACCAAUGUGAAAAGCAUGUGUUGGUUAUCCUGACGGACAUGAGCUCCUAUGCUGAAGCCCUUCGUGAGGUAUCAGCUGCUCGUGAAGAAGUCCCAGGAAGGCGUGGUUUCCCUGGUUACAUGUACACCGAUUUAGCUACCAUUUACGAAAGAGCUGGAAGGGUUGAGGGCAGGAAUGGAUCAAUCACACAAAUUCCAAUUCUCACUAUGCCAAACGAUGACAUUACCCAUCCAAUUCCAGAUUUAACCGGUUACAUUACAGAAGGACAGAUCUACGUUGACAGGCAGUUACAUAAUCGUCAGAUUUAUCCACCAAUUAACGUUUUACCUUCGCUAUCACGUCUUAUGAAAUCUGCUAUUGGUGAAGGCAUGACAAGGAGAGACCAUUCUGACGUCUCAAAUCAAUUGUAUGCUAAUUACGCUAUUGGGAAAGAUGUGCAAGCAAUGAAGGCUGUGGUCGGUGAAGAAGCUCUUACACCGGAGGAUCUGCUGUACCUUGAAUUCUUGGGUAAAUUCGAAAAGAACUUCAUUGCACAAGGGUCAUAUGAAAAUAGAACAGUGUUUGAAUCUCUGGAUGUCGGCUGGCAGCUGCUCCGUAUAUUCCCGAAGGAAAUGCUCAAAAGAAUUCCACAGACAACACUUGCUGAAUUUUAUCCCAGAGAUGCUAAACAUUGAUGUAAUAAUAAUAAUUUAUUCAUUACUUAAUUUCAUAUGAAAUAAACAAAAACAAACAAGAGGAUGACAAUAAUUGUGUUGUGUUCAAGUUGAAUGGUGUAAUUAAUUUAACAUAACGACAUUAUUUUGGUAUGGUGGAUGUAACAGAACAAUAAUGUACUGGUAUUAAUAUAUUACAGUAGUACAUUGGUAAAAGGAGAAAAAGAAGAAAAAAAAAACAUGGGACUAUAAAUUGGGAUUUUUGUAUUCAUUUUAUGUUUGGUAUGUCAUCAGCAUGCAUUCCGUAAGAACUUGUUUUUGUUUUAUAUUAAAUCAACUCGAAAAAAUGGUGAAAUUCAGUGGUACUUAAUGUGCACACUGGAAGGUUCUAGAUCUUAAUGCUUGUACAGAACAUAGUGUUAUGUUCUUGCUAGAUUAUCAAAUUUUCUUUGGCAGAAAGAACUGUUGUUUCCCCUUAUAUAGUCAUGAUGUGCCUAUAUAUGGUUAUGAUGUGCCUAUAUAUGGUCAUGAUGUGAUGUCAUCAUGACCAUAUUUAGGCAUGCGACAUGUUUUUGUCAAAUGUAAUUUGAUAGUCUUGACUUGGCUUUCAUGAAAUUUUUAUAGCAACUGUCAUUUCAAUUUGGUACAGUACCUUCUGUCAACAGUGUGGUAUUGUUGUAUUGAUAUUGAUACUUGUGAAAUAGGAAGUAGAAAUGUCUUUAGGCAAUACUCUAUAUAAUUAUAAUGCUAUUGGCAUUAAACAGUGAUUGUUGUUAGAAUAUAUAUCAGAUAUUGGAAGCGUUUCUAGAAAACAAUAAUAUGUUAAGACUUAUAUGUCGCUUCAUGCCAACCAGGCAUCUAAGCGCUUCACAUUAUACUCAGUACGUUCCCAAAUACUUACGAAAACGUCGGGUAGGGCAUAACAUCACUCUUAUGUAGUAAAUGUACAAUCCAACAAAAUGUUGACGUGUAUGUCAUGGCUGGUGAAACUCAUUUGCGACACAUGAUCACUUGAAAACGGACUGUAAUAACACCAUCUGAAAAAAAAAAGUUAAUGGCUUAUAAGAAACGUUCUUGAUGUAGAGUCUUCAAAAUUACAAAAUGAUUAUUUCAAACUUUAAUUGUUUUUUCAUUGAUUUUGUAUUUUUCAUCGGACAAUACAUAUAUCGUGGAAGAUUGUUAUCGGCCAAUCAUUAAUGUUUGUACUAGUAAUGUUUAGAGACCAGGAUCUUAUUGCGAGUUAAAUUUAGAAAAAGAAGUCCGUGUUAAACAGUCUGUGACCUUUAUAAAUUCAAAGAUAUUCUUCAUUGUGGUUCUGUAAUAAAUGACACAGAGUACUAUGAUAUUUUAUAGCACUGCAAAUAUUAUUAGAAAAGAUUGAAUAUUGUAUCUGUGGUAGAAUGAUAUUAUAUAAAGAUUGUAAUCAUCUUUAUUGUGCAAGAGUCACUCUCUGAAAAUGUGCAAGUAUUGUUAGGUGAGCGCAUCAACAAUAUAAUUUUAUGAUGCCAAACCAGAACAUUGGAACUAAUGCCAAACCAUAGUUUCCUCUAAAUAUAGUAUAUAUUCUGUGAAACAAUACAUUAUGUAUGGAGUUGAAAUUAUAUAUUUAAGUGAGUUUUGUUAGUACAUGAACAAAUUAGUAUAUUUGUGAUAGGUUACAAAUGCCUAGGGGAAAUUAAAUUAAGCAAUAUUAUAUAAAUGAUUAGAUAAAGUGUUAUAUUAUUAAAAUUGUGGAUCUUGUGAAGUAAA
Molecule: messenger RNA, 3284 nt
Organism: Anneissia japonica
Lineage: Eukaryota; Metazoa; Echinodermata; Crinoidea; Comatulida; Comatulidae
Product: V-type proton ATPase subunit B
Exons: 14
Coding region: 42-1556 (504 amino acids)
Biological process (GO): ATP metabolic process; proton transmembrane transport
Cellular component (GO): proton-transporting V-type ATPase, V1 domain
Molecular function (GO): ATP binding; proton-transporting ATPase activity, rotational mechanism
Source: RefSeq, a predicted model, not a curated record